Messenger RNA from Trichoderma asperellum CBS 433.97, 1222 nucleotides. RefSeq lists its product as uncharacterized. Lineage: Eukaryota; Fungi; Ascomycota; Sordariomycetes; Hypocreales; Hypocreaceae. The record is from RefSeq and is a predicted model, not a curated record.
CUCGCUAAAAAAUAGCAAAGAUUCUGUCUGGACAGAUUCCACUUCGAAUCAAAGUAGCAAUUCGAUCAACUCUUAUUUCUCUUUGUACAACUUCCCGCAAUAACUGGAAAAUGUUUGGGCUAUUUGGCACUCAGUUUUCCCCCGAAAAGGACAUACCUUCGCAGGAGGGAAAAGUCAUUGUCGUUACUGGAGGCAACGCUGGAAUUGGCAGAGAGACGAUACUGCAGCUAUGCAAGCACUCGCCGAAAAAGGUCUUUCUCGCCACCAGGAAUGAGGCAAAGGCGAGAGAAGCCAUUGAGUCCAUCAACUCUCAGCUCUCUCAGCCCGCCGACAUUGUGUUUGUGCCGCUCAAUCUCAGCAACCUGGCUUCAGUCGCCGCCGCCGCAGACACUCUCAACGAGAGCACUGACCGAAUUGACCUGCUCUUUCUAAAUGCCGGCAUCAUGAACCUGCCGCCAACCCAGACUGACGACGGAUUCGACAUCCAGCUUGGUACCAAUCACGUCGGCCACUUCCUCCUCACCAAGCGGCUGCUCCCUCUGCUCAAGCAAACUGUGACCAAGUACAAUGCCGACGUGCGAGUCUUGUCCAUCUCAUCCAUGGCCAACAUGGCGGCACCGUCACUCGACACCAUCAUUUCCGAGGACCUCUGGAAAAAGGGCGGAUGGACGUCAUAUGCCUCCUCCAAAGCCGCCAACAUCCUCUUCGCUGCCGAGCUGGCCAAGCGACACCCCGAGAUCACCGCCGUGUCCGUCCAUCCUGGCCUGAUCAAGACGGAUCUAUAUAGCGACACUUUUGAAGGCAGCUACUUUAUGAGAUAUGGAAUGGCGUUGGUUGGUCCCUUGGUAUACCGCGACGUGGUAUAUGGCGCUUUGACACAGCUCUGGACCGCUACCGCAGAGAAGAGCAAAGUUCAUCAGGGUGGAUUUUAUACGCCGGUAGGAAAGCUGCAGAAGGGGAAUUCGUGGGCCAAUAAUGCUGAUGCGCAGAAGAGGUUAUGGGAGUGGACAGAGGAGAAGUUGAAGGAAAAGGGAUACUAAAACAGGUCCCUUUUCCUUUAUGAGUGCUAUGCCUAUGUUUUUUUGUUUUUGCGCCAUCGAUUUUGUAAACUGCUUGCAUUUGUGGCGGGUAUGGCUUUGCGGUAUCGCUUAUGGUCAAUUUGUUGUUUCAUCUUGUCUCGCUCUCAAAGUACACGAAGGUAUUGGAAGUAGGCGGCUGGUGU